Messenger RNA from Anopheles funestus (African malaria mosquito), 4953 nucleotides. RefSeq names its product plastin-1 (gene Fim). Gene Ontology annotation, biological process: actin filament bundle assembly; actin filament network formation. The record is from RefSeq and is a predicted model, not a curated record. The transcript is spliced from 5 exons. The coding region runs from base 839 to 3007 and encodes 722 amino acids. Lineage: Eukaryota; Metazoa; Arthropoda; Insecta; Diptera; Culicidae. Gene Ontology annotation, molecular function: actin filament binding; calcium ion binding. Gene Ontology annotation, cellular component: actin filament; actin filament bundle; cytoplasm.
UAAAUCUAUUGGUAGUGUGAAAAUUGAGCUCAUCUCUGGCCAAUAAUUCCUUGCAUUUGUUUGUGUGCAUGUGCGGCAAGCGAUAUAUAAUGUCCCACGUAGGUGACAUUGUACGACUCUCGUUAUCGGUUCCACACACAGAAGGAAUGCAGCGACCCCUGCAGGGAGGGUGGGGAUAAGUUGGUCCCCGUGUGCGGCACGAGCGGGAACUUUAUUUCCUUCGGUACGGGAGUCAACCUUACAACCGAUUGGGGCGGCUCCCCCUCAUUCGAACCGAUAAGCCAAGGCGCGCACAUACACGCAAAAGCAAAAUAACCGAGCGAUAGAGAGAAAGAGCAGACAUAGUAACGAACAAAAAAAUACAUAUACUGCCUGUAAAGGGAGCAUACGUAACGUGGCGCAGUCGGACGCGAAGGAGGGAACGAAACAGCACGAUGGCCGCGCAUACCAAGUGUAACCGUUCGUGACCGUUCGCGGCUCGCAGGCCUCGCCUUGGGGCCAAAAGUGCAGCGGCCGGUCAGACAGUCUGAUGUCAACAUUUGGCCACAAGCGAUCGGUGUUUCGUGCGUUCCGUUCCGUACUCGUCGUUGUCGUCGUCGUUCCCCCCAAAAGCACACCGUAUAAUCCACGGCCGUAAGGGAAUAUCAAUUACCAGUUCGUUGUAUGUGAAGUGCAGCGCAUUAGUCAUCGCAGGACGAACAGGAUUGAAGCUGGCACUGGAACGUGAUCGCCAAGUGUCACCAAGUGAUCUGUGAUCAUCGUGUGUUGUGCGUGUGUGUGGCUGGGCUUAGGUUUUAGCUCGUAAGAUAUAGUGCACUUGGGACCGAUACUCCCCAAUAUGGAUAUUCAUCAAAUUGGCAAGGAGGACGCACUGCAGGAGUUCCGUCGUGUCUUCACCCCUGAACUAUACGAUCAAAUUGACACCAACAAAGAUGGUUUUAUCGAGCUGAAGGAACUGAAGGAUGCACUUGAUCAGGUGGGCUUCAAACUGCCCGGCUAUCAGGUGCGCCUAAUGAUCGACGAGUACACGAACAAGCAGCGAUCGCAACAUGCCGGCAAAUUGUCCUACGAUGAGUUCGAGUCACUGUGCAUGGAUCUGAAGGCGAAGGAUGUAGCGAGCACGUUUAAAAAAGUCGUCUCCAAGAAGGAAAACCUCGAGACGCUCGGUGGUAUGUCGGAUUCGUCGGCCGCCGGUACGACACAUUCGGUGCGCGUAGAGGAACAAUUGGCGUUUAGCGAUUGGAUCAAUUCGAACCUCAUGCCAGAUCCCGACCUACGCCACCUGCUGCCGCUCGAUUCCGAGGGCAAGCAGCUGUACGACAAGAUGAAGGAUGGUAUUUUGCUGUGCAAGAUCGUUAACCACUCCUGUCCGGAUACGAUCGAUGAGCGUGCGAUCAACAAGAAGAACCUAACCGUCUACACCAAGUUUGAGAACCUAACGCUGGCGUUAGUGUCGUCGCAAGCGAUUGGAUGCAACAUCGUCAAUAUCGAUGCGCACGAUCUUGCCAAGGGCAAACCACAUCUGGUGCUCGGUUUGCUAUGGCAGAUUAUCCGCAUCGGACUGUUCAGUCACAUCACGCUGGACAGCUGUCCGGGACUCGCAACGCUACUGUCGGACGGUGAGCGGCUCGAGGAUCUGAUGAAACUGUCGCCGGAAGCGAUCCUGUUACGCUGGGUCAAUCACCAUCUGGAGCGGGCCGGUAUUGCACGGCGCUGUACCAACUUCCAGAGCGACAUCUCCGACUCGGAGGUGUACUCGUACUUGCUGAAUCAAAUCGCUCCCAAGGAUGCGGGAGUUAACUUGGAAGCGCUCCGGGAACAAAACGCCUUAAACCGUGCCGAAGUGAUGCUGCAACAGGCAGCCAAGCUUAACUGCCGAUCGUUUGUCACGCCGCAAGAUGUCGUGAAUGGAGUGUACAAGCUCAAUUUGGCCUUUGUGGCCAAUCUGUUCAACAAUCACCCAGGUCUAGACCAACCGGAAGAGAUAGAAGGACUAGAAGCGAUCGAGGAGACGCGCGAGGAGAAAACUUACCGCAACUGGAUGAAUUCGAUGGGCGUUAAGCCGCACGUGAACUGGCUCUACUCGGAUCUGGCCGAUGGGUUGGUCAUCUUCCAGCUGUUCGACAUCAUUCAACCAGGCAGCGUGCAGUGGAAACGUGUGCACCAGAAAUUCACCCCGUUGCGCAAAUUCAUGGAAAAGCUCGAAAACUGCAACUACGCAGUUGAGCUGGGAAAGCAGCAAAAGUUUUCACUCGUCGGUAUUGCCGGACAGGAUCUUAGCGAUGGCAAUGCAACACUCACGUUGGCACUCAUCUGGCAGCUGAUGCGUGCGUACACGCUAUCGAUUUUGUCCCGUCUGGCCAACACUGGCAAUCCCAUCAUCGAGAAGGAAAUCGUCCAGUGGGUUAACUCGAAGCUGCAGAGCGGUGGCAAGCGGACGAGCCUUAAAAGCUUCCAGGAUCCGGCGAUCGCCGAUGGAAAGAUCAUCAUCGAUCUGAUCGAUACGAUCAAGCCAGGCAGUAUCAAUUACGAUAACGUGCGCGAAGGUGGCAAUCCGGAGGAGAACCUUGAGAAUGCCAAGUACGCGGUCUCGAUGGCACGCAAAAUCGGUGCACGCGUGUAUGCCCUGCCGGAAGACAUUAUGGAGGUAAAGGCAAAGAUGAUUAUGACCGUGUUCGCCUGUCUGAUGGCGAUGGAUUACGUGCCAAACAUGGACAGUGCGAAAUCUGCACCACCGGUCGCUGCGGUCGUACAGGCUCCGGCACCACAGCGGCAGGAACAGCAACAGCAGCAAGCACUUGAGAAUGAAACUACGAUCAUUACCAACGGUACGAAUGGGAAUGGUGCAUUAGGUGAGGAUGAGGACCAUCAGCAUGAACCACAGGAAGCACAAGUAGAACCCGCCGAAGUGCCACCACCGUCUGCUGCUAGUGAAACGAUAUCAACCGUCUUACCAACGCCGGCACCGCAAUCGAACGCUGCUGCCGUUGAUGAGUUUGCCGAAUGAGCAGCCUAGAUGGAUGGUGCUAUAUACGCCUAGCACGUCUGCAAUGUAGUGUACAGUCGCUGUCAUUCUGAUUCCGGCAAAGUUGUAACGGAUUAGGAAAGGAAGCAAAAGUGACCACAUCAGUCAAUAUAAAUGUCCGGGUUACGUUAGGAAGGGAAGCGUACCAGGCGUCGGGAUGAUGCGCGAUCGCGUGUUUUACGUGUAGAUGAGUGUACGUUCGUAUGUGUGUGUGUGUGCGUGAUUGUAUGUAUGUAUGUAUGCAACGGCAAGUGCCGUGGCUCGGCAGCCAGUUUGUACGUGUGAUGAUUGUAAACUAGAACGUUGUAAUCGCUUUGUAAUCGAACUGCUUACAACUGGUGCCACCGACACCACGGUUGCCGGUACGGCAUAGACGUAACGAAAACAAAGCAUAUUAGCCGCAGAAAGAAGUGGAAGGAAGGAAGUGGGUUCACUGGGAUGGGAGGGUUUCGGAAGUAAUGCAAUAAUAAUAAUAAUAACUAUCAUUAUAAUUACGUUCAUAACUAUAACAUAAUGUAUGGCUAGGGAUAAGACGACCACACGUGUAAGCAGUAGUAACACACAAAACACACAGUGGCAACAGCCGGCUAGAUGGGCGACAUAUUUGAAGUACGGUGUGUGUUAAGCUACUAACAGCUACAAGCGUUAGGAACCGAACCGAAUCGGUUAAUCAUUGUGGCCAUGGUGGUGUGAUGAUGGUGACGACAACACAACAUCGCACCGGUUUCACCGAAGCCAGUCAGCACUUCUUUGAUAGGUCUUUUUAAAGGGCGGAACGAGACAAACCACGCGUUCCGAUUAAAGCACGACGGAAGAAAGAUCGACAAAAACUUAUCAAGACCAAUGUAAAAUGGUGUCUGUGUAAAUUACCAACUUAUCAAUUAUAAGCAAACGCUCAUUUACAUGUAACACGGGCAAAUGGUGGAAUUUUUGUUUUGUUGUUUGCUGCUCUAAAAUAAGCUUUGUCACAAGAAAUAACCUUUUGCGCGGUAUAUGUUCGCGCGCAUGGACGAGCAAUUAAAACUGGUGGUAUCAACAUAAAGCAUCACCAUGCGUACCAAAACGAAUCCAUCUUGCAUUGAAUCCAAAACACUGACAAUGCACACAACGAGAAGGAAUUUAAGCUGGCACGGCAGGGAAUUUAAACAUUACUAUUGAAACUACUAUUGAAUAUGUUUUUUUUUUGUGUGGGAAAUUAUGUUUAUUUCGUUCUUCUUCCAACACCGUUUUGAAUCCGUUUUUCUGUUUUAAAGAGGAAGAGUUCCACUGUAUUGUAUCAAACCAAAACGAAUGACAGCAGUUAUGUGCCAAAACGAAAACAUAAGAACACGGUUACACCACAUACAAACAUGUUGCAGGAAACAUAGGUAAGCUUUUGCUAAACAAAAAAUCCUUAUAUUUAGCGAAGUUUAAAAUAUCACCGAGCUGCGAGCAAAACGAUCAUGUGCAUUGCAGCUUCCUACGCUAUCACACGCAGAUAGAAAUCAUUGCUUAGCAUAACCAUUCGAUCCUUUAAUCCUUUAUUUUGCUUACGUAGUACGGUAUAAUUGAGGAGGAUGGUUUUUUUUAUAUAACUAAAUGUGUACAGUUGCGUUAAUAAAAAAAAACAAUUGCCCAGGAACCAACUUAAUUGGUGAAAAUCAUGAUGAAACUAAUGGUAAAAGAUAUAGAACAGAAAAAUGCUGUCUGUAAUGCAGUAUUAAGUUCAUUGUGUAUAGGAAAGUCAUUUUCAAACAGCAAACAAUGCGCGGAAAGGCCUCAUGUGCAAACACGCAACAAACACCACACAUACGCCGCAAGCGUACAUAUCGCACCUGGAUUUGAAUUGAAAGCUUUAUAGCUGGAACGUUUUUUUGGUUUGGAUUGUUUGUACGGUUUUACCAAUAGAAUAAGUAAUCGGGAUGAUGCUUUGAGUAAGUCGUUUUUUU